GAGAGAGAGACACCUGUGGGCUUGCUCACCUGUUUAAACAUCGAUCAGCUCACAAUUCACAUGAUUCUAACGCACGAGUAUCGGAGCAUCAUCCGGGGAUCCCAGAGGAAACUGUUCAUUCGUGUUGAGCAUCAUGUCUCUCAGCUGUGAUCUGCUCUGAGUUCAUGGCCUCUGAUAGGUCUCCAGUCAGAGAUGCUCAAGAGAAGAAGAAGAAGAAAGCGGAGCGGAGCGGGACGGACAGAGCUGAUGUGCAGGAGACAGACGCUCAGCAGGAGAUCCAGAGACUGACCGCAGCUGGACAUGCAGCUCUGCAGAGCGGACACAACAACACAGCGCUGCAGAGCUUCAGGAGCGCGUUACAGGCUGCCUCCAAGCUCGGAGAGAAGAGACUGCGGCGCAGCUGCACGUUUAAUCUGGGCGCGGCGUACGUGGAGGCGGGCGAGCCUCAGAAGGGGCUGGAUGUCCUGUCACGCUCACAGCCGGGCGAGAGAGGCGAGUGGAUCGCAGACCUGCAGUUUAACCUGGCCACGGCCCACGAGGCUCUGGGGGACCGAACGCAGGCGGCGAGACACUAUCUGCAGGCCGCACAGCUGUACAGAUCACAGGGAGACGCCGGGGCCGAGGGACACACCUGCGUCAGACUCGCACACUGCCACCUGCUGAGAGAGCAGUGGGAUGAGGCUGUAGCUAGUUUCCAGCGAGCCGCUGAGAGUUAUAAACUAGCGGGAAACACAUCUGCAGCUGCACUGGCACUGAGGGAUGCUGGGAAACACAUGAUGCAGAGCGGCCGCAGCUCGAGCGAUGACAUCAUCAGCGUGCUGACCGACAGCCUGGAGAUGAGCGUGAACAUAAGCGAUCAGCAGACACUAGGGAAGCUGCUGAGUGAUGUGGCUCUGAGUUUCUCUCAGAUGAGGCUGUUCUCCGAGGCGUCCGAGUGUUUCGAGCAGGCGCUUCCUCUGGUCUCUUCCAAACCGCACAGACUGGCUGUGGUUCUGCAGAAUCUGGGCGCCGUCUAUAACAGUUUGGGUCAGUACGAGCAGUCCCUGAGGUUCCACCGAGAGGCAGCGGCGCUCCACGGCUCUCUGGGCAGUCGUGGAGCUCAGGGUCGCUGCUUCAGUAAUCUGGGGUUUGCUCUGAUGGAGCUGGGAGAGCUGGAGGAGGCGUGGGAGAGUUACCUACAUGCUCAGCAGUCCUUCAGAGACACCGAUGACCCGUCGGGUCAGUGGCAGGCCUGUGAGGGUCUCGGUGGGAUCAAACUUCAGAUGAAGGAUCCAGAUAAAGCUGCCAUGUACUAUAAAGAUGCCCUACGACUGCUGUGCAAAUGCCAGGACGUGUCUGCUUCAGUGCAGGAGCAUCUGGUCAGUGAACUGAGUGAAGCGUUACAGCAGAAGCUGCUCCUACAGCAGAGAGGACCACAUCAUGACCGCCGACAGCCCCGGAUGAUGGCUGUGAGGUCUGAUGUCCAGCGGUGGAGGAGAGAGAUGCAGAACGGAGGAAACGCACCACCAGACGGGAAGCAGCACAGCCGAACCAUCACCUCAUCAGAGACACUCCUGCAGCAGGAGCAAGAACCAGCUCAUCCUCACAGCACACUGCCAGAGGCCAACAGGAAUCUGAAUAACACGUAUGAUAAAGCAGAAGUGAAUCAGCAGAUCGUCCCAUCAGAGUCUUCAGGAUCACCAGCACACGGGGAUGUGUCUGCUGUGAAGCCGAGGCAGAUGAACGGCAGACACCCAUUGGUCAGGAGCACGGUGGCUCCGCCCAUCACUCACCCUGAUAGCGAUGAGGCCCCGCCCCUGAUGAGGAGACUGAAGUCCAGAUUCUGCACGGUCAUGUGACAUAAAGGAUAAUAUCUCCUAGAAAUGAGCUUUUCUAGUUUCUCAGGAAUUGUGUUUGCCAUGAAGACACUUCCAGACUGCAAAGAUUAAAGAUGAAGCAGGAACUGAACUCUCCAGAGGAGCUGCACCUGCAUUAGUAUAUAACAGAUGUUCUAUUAAAAUGAGACAUUUGAAAGGGUGGAUGAGACGCCCUGAACUCUUGUGAUGCCAACCGUGUGAUCAUAAAUCAUGUGUUAUUUCAUGCAGU
This is a messenger RNA of Carassius carassius (crucian carp), 2085 nucleotides long. Its product is annotated as tetratricopeptide repeat protein 24. The record is from RefSeq and is a predicted model, not a curated record. The transcript is spliced from 14 exons. Lineage: Eukaryota; Metazoa; Chordata; Actinopteri; Cypriniformes; Cyprinidae. Gene Ontology annotation, molecular function: protein binding. Bases 165 to 1838 code for a protein of 557 amino acids.